Aspergillus pseudonomiae is the source of this 884-nucleotide messenger RNA. Its product is annotated as mitochondrial 54S ribosomal protein mL61. The coding region runs from base 158 to 772 and encodes 204 amino acids. The record is from RefSeq and is a predicted model, not a curated record. Gene Ontology annotation, cellular component: mitochondrion. Gene Ontology annotation, molecular function: structural constituent of ribosome. The transcript is spliced from 2 exons. NCBI's taxonomy places the organism in Eukaryota, Fungi, Ascomycota, Eurotiomycetes, Eurotiales, Aspergillaceae.
CAAAAAUCGAGAUGAGCUCCGAGCAGCACUCCAUCCAAUUCCGCUCGGGACUGUUGCAGCUAAUCGAUCCCCGGGUUGGCUAACUUUUGCAAUCCUUUAAAGCCCCUCUUUCAACCGUUGCUCUAAAGUUACUGCGCGUUGCGCCUUCCCCGUCAUCAUGGUGAACGUCUUCAAGCGGAUGCGGAAGCUGAAAACCAUCCUCAACGUCCGCGUGGGACCCGGUGCCGCCAUUCUUCCUUCUGCUACCUCUGCGACCCAAGAAUUCCCAGCCAUCACCCGUCUACACCUCACAUACGCCCAAAAGAUCUAUGGCGGUCACCAAGGCGCACGGCAUUUCUGGCGCAACUGUCUUCCCCGGCUCAAGUACCACAACCCAGGUCUUCAGAUGACCGUGAAGCAGACACAAGAACAGGAGGGACCGGCAGCCUUGACGAUAUACUUCGCAGAGCGCGCGAGCAAUGCCGCUUCGUUGACCGCGGCAAAGGUUGAGGAUAAACACGCCCCAGCGCCGGAGUCAACAGAAAAGACAGCCAUUCUGGAUUUGAAGAAUCUCGAUUACAAGGAGAUCUGGAACAAGGUUAAGAUGGUGACCGGGGCCCAGGAAGUGCCUGCUACUCCCGAGGAGGAGGCGGAGCUGCAGAAGCUGGAGCAAAUGCGUCAGCAGUCGGACAAGGACCGGGUACGGCUAGCCGCUAUCCGCCAGGCCAAGAAGGACCAAGAGCGGAUGUUACAAGAGGCUCGGGGAGAAAUUGAGAAGCUGAAGCAACUGUAAGUCUGGUAAAAAACUGUUUGGGGUUGCGGGAAGACGCCGGGCAUGAUCAACUGUAGCAUAGCCUUUUUUUCCUUUUUUCUAUUUUCUUUUGAAAUAUGUAGUUCUAGGUGUC